AUGGCUGGCAUUCACUACGAUGGGCCCUCCGUCCGGGCUCCCGCAGUUGUAUCACCGCGACAUGUAAGAUCUAGGACUCAGAGUAUAUCCAGCGACCGGCCUUCGUCAAUUGGGCGAAACCUCCUGGCCCCUCCACAGUCGGUUUCUCCUGAAUCUGCCUUCAUCGCCGCCUCGGCGGCCUCCCAGAUCGUCACCAACGACCACGACAGCCACGCCGACGUCUGGUAUGACGAGCCUGGAAUGAUACCGGCAGGCGAGACUGCCUUGGUUUCUGAUGGAGCUCUGCGGUUGGUCAACAACUUUCUCGACCAGCUUCUCUUCAAUUUCCUCCAGAUUGCCAAGUCCACCACUCUGUCUGCCCUGCGACCGGCCGUCACCGAGGUUCUUAAGCCAAAACUUGCUAGGGAUGCCAUCACCAAUGCGGACGAGGAGUUGCGUGAGUACCUCGGAGGUGCUGAUGAGGAAGACUACGUCAAGCCUCAGAACGGAGAUCCUUCCCGGGAUUGGGAUCUCGAGCUCGUUUGGAAACGAACGCGUCUGCGUUCUAUGGUAUACUCCUCAUUGGGAGAUAUGGAGGAGGAGGAUGAAGACAUGUACAUGGAGCAGGAGCACCUCGAAAUUGGCGCCGAUGAACAGAUUUCGGACGUCAUUUCCCCGGCUGUCGCCAUCUUUUUGACCUCAGUGCUUGAAUAUAUGGGCGAGCUGACUCUGACCGUUGCCGGUCAGGCCGCGUACCAUCGCGUGCGCGCCGAGUUCGAGAAGGAAAUCAAAGAGGGCCUCAAGACUCCCUCAGACAUUGCGGAUCGCAUUGUAGUCGAGGAGUCUGAUAUGGAGCGUGUCGCUCUGGACCGAACUCUCGGCCGACUCUGGAGGGGCUGGAAGAAGAGAAUCAGGGCCCCGGCUGUCAUAGAAUUCGGCAACCGACCCUUCUCUAGGACAUCGAUUGACCACACCAGAAAUGGUAGCGAUGUAAACCCUCUCAGAUCCCCUGGGAGUGAGAUGGGAAUUGAAACCAAACCAAGCCAGGAGCUAGUCGAGGAAGAGGUGAAAGAGGAGGCGCAGCCGCCUCCUGAGCCAGCCGAUAUCCCCCUCCCGGCUGGGGACAACGACGUGGAAGAGAUCGAGGUUCCUGGCGUCGCUGUCCACAGCGAUGAUGAGGAUGAUGAAGAGGAUGUCGAGCUCGCAAUUCGACGACCCAGAAGUUUGGUGUUCUCUUCUACCGCGGAAUCCCACACGGAACUCGCUCGAUCUGCCUCUUUGUCUCGAUCUUGGCCAAUCCGACUUCCUGUGCGCCGAACACGCGCUCAGAAGAAGUCUGAAGAACAGUCACAAACAAAGUCGGAUGAAGAACAAGCAGGAAAGGAUGAAAAGAGUGCUGGGGACGUGGCCAAAGUGGAGCCUGCUGAGUUGCCGGCCUCUGUCCCUUCACAAACAAAGGAUGAACAGGCUGCCCUUUCAACAUCAAAUCCUGACGAGAACAAGAAUGCCGAAGAUAUUUCUACGGCCCCUGACUCCGGCUUGGUCACUGAAGGGAUCUGUUCCGCACGCAUCACUGACGUGGCAGGAUCGGCCAGUCCGCAUGAGUUUCAGGCUGUACCUUUGGAAGCUGCCGACCCAGUGCAUACCAAUAGUCCCUCACCAACCGAUUACCCCAGCCCCCAGAGCGAUCUAACCCACCAGCCUGACAGCGCAUAUAACCACGCUCCCGUGAGUCCUUUGGAGACUGGAAGAUCGGACCCCUUUGUCGCAACAAAGAGCGCCACGACUUCUGCUCAGAGGCAGGAGAAGGUGAACGAGUACUCGAUGCCGGCGGACAAGCCUUAUGAGAUCGGUGCUGCGACCACCACCCAUGGCCAAGUAGCAACCGAGAGCAGCCCUCGUUCCUCAGCCCGAGCGCCUGCAAUGCAGCCAAGUAGAGGGUCCUCUCUGCCCAGGCAACCUCAGACGACUUCAGGGACCAAGGUCUCCAUCCUGAGUAGCUCGCAUUCUAGUAACCACUUCAUCAACGAACCCAUUCCUGAGGUGCCGUCCAGAGCAACCGGUCACUCAGCUCGCCAAGGCUCUAAGUCGAAUAGUAUCGGACAGGCAUCUAUGGAGCGUACGAGAACGCGAGAGUCCGAUGAUGGAUCCUCAUUACCCAUUCAGUCAAAUGGCCAUCAUCGAUCAACUCAUACGUCUGGCUCAUCUAGUUCCUCAGCUGCUGGACGCCACAAGGCCUUCAGGACUUCCGAAGAACAGGUUCCCAGCCGUGCCGACAGCGUUGCGCGAAACUUUGAGGAAUUGAUUCACAGCAACCAGACCAUCACAUACACCCUCACCCCAGAGCACAUGCGCAAUAUGGAUUCAAACCGUUCUACAGAGAUGCCUCGCUCUGGAUCAUUGGUCAACGACGGUAAGGUAGCAUCUGCUCAGCGAGUGAUUGGAAUCUCUGCCGACUCCAGGACGCAGAAGCCAACCCCGAUUUCCAUUCCUGGCCCUUCAGCUGCAUCCGCUCCCAAGUCUUCUUCAGUGAAGUCUCCUCUCAGAACGGGGGCUUCUGCUGGCUCUUCGCAACCUAUGUCUCCCGCUACCAUUACGCCCAAGUCGCCUCGUAUGCCGGCCUCGCUUGCAAGAGAAGCCCGCGUCCCUGGGGAUUCCACCGCGGACUUUGCUGAGUUCAUCAAGUCUACAGGCCCUGCCGGAGGAGACGCUCGCGCGUCGCCAGCUCGUGCUUCCAACGGUGUGUUUCCCGGACAGGUCGGUGGCGCCACGCCAUUACCUGUCACGUCAAGCCCAUCCAGGGGCAACGAGGCUCGCCGGGUAUCGUCAGCGAGCAAUCGCAACCGAUAUCAGCCACGUGAGGCUUCGGUUGAUGGAAAUGGAGACAAUUCGGAUCUGAUUGACUUCAUUCGUCAAGGACCCCCAGGCCCUGGCGGAAACAAUCGCAUCCCUCGCCAUGUCGCACCUUUCUCCAGCACCGCAACCCCUGAUCAUACAGCUGUCGCAAGUGGUGGAAGGGCCGGUGAACACGGCAUCACAGAGGUUCGUCACAGCCAAGCGUCUACCAAUGCCACUGAAAAUUCUGGACCUUCAUUCCAUUCGUCAGUGAACUCUAACACGGCUCUUCUGAAGAACAACAAGCCUCAACCUCCACCUAAGAUGUUUGAUGAUGAUGGCAUGCCAAAGCGGACGAGGCGGCGGGUUAGGGAUCCCUACGCCAUCGAUUUUAGUGAUGAAGAUGACGAUCUUGAUGAUCUUGUUACACCAAAGCCUCCACCCAAAAAGAAGGAGGAGUCGCUUGCAGAAUUCUUGCGAAACUACGAGCCUCCGCCAGAGCCCAUGGCUCCACCGGUCUCCGAAAAGUUGCCCAAGAAGAAGGCCAGCGCUCCAAGCUUGAUGGGUCGCUUCACUCGAAGCCACAAGGAGCCAAAGGAGACGCAUGGAACGAACGGACCAGCAUACGGACAGAAGGUGCAAGAAUCGAGGUCUCUCAACAGCCGUGCCGGAACACCUUCCGGCGGACGGCGAUUCGGCCACGUUCCAAUCCAGGUGCACAUCCCUCCUGGAUACGAUUCUAAUCCGGGCUACGAGAGCACCGCCGGCCAACCCCGUGUCACGCCUGCUUCGUCACGAUCUGGAGGUAGGAUUCCGAUGAAAAGGUUCGAGCCCCGUGAGGCCGUUUCCAGCGUGGACAGAUCAGGCACUGCAGACCUGGCUGCAUUCCUGCGCGAUUCCGAGCCACCCCCAUCAAUGACCUCUUCUCCUACGCGGGAAGCGCCGGUCGAAGAGGCAGGGGGUAGUUUCUCAAAAAUGUUUGGACGCCGGAAGAAGCCUAUGUAUUAA
Molecule: messenger RNA, 3822 nt
Organism: Clonostachys solani
Lineage: Eukaryota; Fungi; Ascomycota; Sordariomycetes; Hypocreales; Bionectriaceae
Source: the annotation of a GenBank genome assembly